Menidia menidia (Atlantic silverside) is the source of this 1176-nucleotide messenger RNA. Lineage: Eukaryota; Metazoa; Chordata; Actinopteri; Atheriniformes; Atherinopsidae. The record is from the annotation of a GenBank genome assembly.
CUGGGGAAGCUCGGUGAUGGUGGUGUGCUACACUCACGCAGGUGUGUGUGUUUUGCAGAGAGGCAAAAUCACGCCCGGGAACUUGUGAGAGAAGCUGACCUGUCGCAGUGGGACGCUUUAGUGAUCAUGUCCGGGGAUGGACUUCUGUAUGAGGUGAUAAAUGGCCUGCUGGAGAGGUCAGACUGGGAGGAGGCCAUUAAAACACCGCUGGGGAUCCUUCCUGGGGGAUCAGGCAAUGCCUUGGCUGCAUCCAUACAUUAUUACUCUGGAGCGGCUCCGGUGUCCAGUGAGGAUCUUCUUCUCAGCUGUGGCUUCCUGCUCUGCAAAGGACUGGCCUCCCGCAUGGACCUGGUCUCCGUCCACCUCUGCUCCGGCCCCCGUCUCUUCUCCUUCCUGUCGCUGGCCUGGGGCUUCGUGGCGGACGUGGACAUCGAGAGCGAGAAGUACCGGCGGGCGGGGGCCGCCCGCUUCACCGUGGGCACCCUGGUGCGGCUGGCCUCCCUCCGCGUCUACAAGGGCAGGCUGGCCUACCUGCCGGUGGACGCUGACCACAGCCGGACGGCGGAUGGCCCUGGGACGCCCCGCCUAAACCGGGCCCCCGCCCAGGGUCCAGACCCCCCCCGCCACAACACCUUCCACAAUUCCUGCCACUCCAACAACUCCCUCAAAGCGCGGAGGCCGGAGGGCCCGGGCCCCCGGAGGGCCGGCGAGGGCCCGCCCGGGCCGCCGGACUCCCUGCUGCCGCCCCUGGACCGAGCCGUGCCGGGCGACUGGACGGUGGUCAAGGAGGAGGACUUCGUCCUCGUGCUGGCCAUGUACCAGUCGCACCUGGCCGAGGACCUGCUGGCGGCGCCGGACGCCGGGCCGGACGACGGCGUGAUCCACCUCUUCUACGUGCGGGCGGGGAUCUCGCGCGGCGCCCUGCUGCGGCUCUUCCUCGCCAUGGAAAAGGGCGCCCACCUGGCGGCCGGCUGCCGGCACCUGGUGCACGCCCGGGUGCGCGCGCUGCGGCUGGAGCCGCUCUCGCCCACGGGGAUGCUGACGGUGGACGGGGAGCUGGUGGAGUACGGCCCCGUGCAGGCCGAGGUGCACAGAGGCCUGUCCAGGCUCAUCAGUAGACUAGUUGUGGUCACCGAGGUGCCCUUAACACAGAGUGCUAAUGGAAAAACGGGAUGA